This is a messenger RNA of Diospyros lotus (date-plum), 1234 nucleotides long. Its product is annotated as adenine phosphoribosyltransferase 1-like. Bases 59 to 850 code for a protein of 263 amino acids. Gene Ontology annotation, molecular function: adenine phosphoribosyltransferase activity. Gene Ontology annotation, biological process: adenine salvage. NCBI's taxonomy places the organism in Eukaryota, Viridiplantae, Streptophyta, Magnoliopsida, Ericales, Ebenaceae. The transcript is spliced from 6 exons. The record is from RefSeq and is a predicted model, not a curated record. Gene Ontology annotation, cellular component: cytosol; cytoplasm.
GCUCCCACCCAGUUCCAGUUAUUUGUUUGCCCUGAAAGUUCCUCGAAAAGCAAAGCCCAUGGACGCACUGGCGAGCCACUUGGCUCUCAAAAUUCCGAAGGUCAGUAUCGUCACAAUCAGAUAUCAAAGGUAUUUCCUCAAUGGCAAUUCGGUCAAAUCAUUUCAGCUGCCCAACUCCUCCUCCUCCUCUGCUAAACUGCUUCGACGACCAAUCUCCGCCGCAACAGGCGCCGCACUACCACACAGAGAUCACCGGCAAGAAGAAGAAGAAGAAGAAGUACAAGUGAGACUAGAAAUGGCUGCUUCUGAUCCGGAGCUCAAGGAUGGCCGCAUCGUCAGCAUCUCAUCGGCGAUCCGUGUCAUUCCCGAUUUCCCCAAACCAGGGAUUCUGUUUCAGGAUAUAACGACUUUGCUACUUGAUCCAAAGGCGUUCAAGGACACUAUUGAUUUAUUUGUUGAGAGAUAUAGAGGGAGAGGGAUCUCUGUUGUUGCAGGUAUUGAAGCAAGAGGUUUUAUAUUUGGGCCUCCUAUUGCACUUGCCAUUGGGGCAAAAUUUGUCCCUUUGAGAAAGCCCAAGAAGUUACCAGGUGAAGUUAUCUCAGAAGAAUAUUCUUUGGAAUAUGGAACAGAUAAAAUUGAGAUGCAUGUUGGGGCUGUACAAGCAGGGGAGAGUGCCCUAGUAAUAGAUGAUCUUAUUGCAACUGGGGGUACAUUAUGUGCUGCCAUCAGGCUACUUGAGCGUGUUGGUGUUCAUGUGGUGGAGUGCGCUUGUGUUAUUGAAUUGCCAGAGCUAAAGGGUCGGGAGCGGCUAGGAGACAAACCCCUGUUUGUCCUUGUAACCUCAACUUGACCUGAGAUUCUGUUGUAAUCUGCAUGUUUUGCUCAAGUUUGUAACCUACUGGGUCUUAAAGCUGAAAAAAGGAGACCAGAAAGGGCAAGAGAAGUUUGGUUGGAAAUAAAGGUGUUUUCUCAUUUGGCGAUAGCUGAAAGCCGUAGCUGCGAUAUGUAAGUGGGUUAAUCUCAAAACUUUGGCGAGAGCAGAGGAUGGUUCCUGAAAUCCUGCUCUGUUGUGCAAUUGACUGCAAUUGGAAUAUUGUACCCAGAUUGAGACAUGUCUUUCUAUUUUUUUUUUUCCUUUUCCUGUUUCUUUUGAGAAGGUUCAAGGUGGCACUCAUAUAUAUAUAUAUAUGUAUAUCUACAUAUGGAAAAGUACUAUUUGGUUGUGAUUUUAAAA